CUGUCGCCGCCCGUAUCACAGCGUUUAGUUCUGUUUCUUGUGUUCGGGAUUUGAUGCGCGUCGUACGGGGAUCUCUCGGGUAGGGUAGGUUAUGCCAUGAUGGGGUCGUGGAUCUCUGCUCACAACCCCUGCGUAGCAUUUACUUGGAGCAUAUACGGCCGGAUGCGCGUCCAUUGUAAAACGAAAAGUGCCUGAAACGAGGGGCACGCAAAUUUGGGCCGGCCAAAGCUUUGAAUGGACCUGGAUUUUCUGCUAUUUAUCCCCAUUUCCGGGGCCUUUUAUUUGCAUCUAGUUUUUUUCUUCUUCUUUUUGUUGCGAAAACGAAAUAUGCAUGCGGUCCAAGUAAUGUGGAGUUGUCCUUUUCAAAUCCCAACUAGAAUGUGCUAGAGAGUAGGGAAGGCCUCAUCAUUGUGAGGUGCCACAAAUGGUGGAACGGAUUCGUAUCCAGGAGACGUUUGAGGUCGUCCUUCAGCGCUUAUCAUAUACAUACAUCAAGCAGAUCAACAAGGGCUUAAUUCACAAGACAAGAGAGGAUGGGUUUCUUCUCUCUAUUUCUGGUGGCGUCUAUGCCGAUCAUCCAGGUCCUGCUCAUAGGUGUCAUUGGAGCUUACCUGGCCUCUGGUUUCAGCAACGUUCUGACGACGAGUGCUCGAAGGGAUAUGAACAAGGUUGUUUUUACUGUGUUCACCCCAUCUUUGAUGUUCGCCAGCCUCGCGAAGACGGUCACCCUUGCAGACGUCAUUUCUUGGUGGUUUAUGCCAGUUAAUAUAGCGAUCACGUUCAUGAUCGGUGGCACUCUGGGCUGGAUAGCUUGCAACAUCUUGAAGCCACCGCAGCACUUCAGGGGCUUGAUCAUGGCCUUCUGCUCAGCAGGAAACCUCGGAAACCUGCUACUGAUCAUUGUCCCGGCUGUAUGCGACGAAGACGGGAACCCGUUUGGGGAUGAUUCAAGCACUUGCCGCUCACGCAGUCUCUCCUACUCGUCCUUGUCCAUGGCUCUGGGUGGCCUCUUCAUAUGGACGCACACGUACAGCCUGAUGCAGAAGUCCGGCAAGCUGUACCACAAGAUGCAGUCCAAAAGCAUCCAGUGCCCAGCCGACAGCGACGAGGAGCAUGAGCAAGCCAAAGAAGAUGGGCCAGCUGGCUGCGCUGACGAGGAGGCACCUCUUCCGACGUCAGUCAAGCCUCGCGAGCACGAGCACGAGCACGAGCACGGGGAAGAAGAAGAACACCAAAUGGAGGCCCCUCUCUUGUCCUGCGAGAGCGAGGUCGCUGACAAGGGGUUCUGGACGAAGCUGAAAGACGCUAUCCACCAGUUCAUCGAGGAGCUGAUGGCACCGCCCACCAUAUCCGCGAUAAUUGGGUUCGUUGUUGGCCUGGUCCCAUGGCUAAAAUCCCUAAUCGUCGGCGACGGAGCUCCUUUCAAAGUUAUACAGGAUUCCCUCCAGCUGAUGGGCGACGGCACGAUCCCUUGCAUCACCCUUAUCCUAGGCGGAAACCUGACUCAAGGGCUUCGGAAGUCGGGGCUGAAGCGUGCGGUGAUCGUCGCGGUCCUGUGCGUCCGCUUCGUGCUCCUCCCGCUGAUCGGCAUCGCCGUCGUCCGCGCCGCGUACGGGCUCGGCUUCCUGUCCCGCGACCCGCUGUACCGCUACGUGCUGAUGGUGCAGUUCGCCGUGCCUCCCGCGAUGAACAUCGGAACGAUGGCUCAGCUGUUCGACGUUGGACAAGAGGAAUGCUCCGUGAUCUUUCUCUGGACGUACCUCGUUGCCGCGGUUGCGCUGACGGCGUGGUCGACGGUCUUCAUGUCCGUUCUGUCUUGAUUGAAGUCUGUCACCGGAACCAAUGCACAGCCGCAUUUUCCGAGCCUAUUGUUGCUCAAGGCAUUCAGCUUAGCAACAGGAAAGGAGGGGAUGGUGAUGGGUCUCAUGUCUCAAUGAGCAGGAGCAAAAGCUAAAGGUGACAUACAACAGUUUAUAUACACACAUAGGCAGUAGUAGACUAUGAUCAUAUAGGUAAUUGUUUAUUAUUUUAUUGUGUUGGGCUGAUGGGUGAUGGCUGACCUAUUCGUCGGCAAUUAUUGGCAUAGUUCAAACAGUUCAUGGAACUAGAGGGUUCCAUUUUGUUCCAUGUAUACGGACGAAGAAACAAGGAAUCAUCCCUACAGAAAAACAAAUGAAGAAGGGUACUAUUAUUCUUGAGUAUUUGAUCAGUACAUACUAUUAUUCUUGAGUA
Molecule: messenger RNA, 2232 nt
Organism: Zea mays
Lineage: Eukaryota; Viridiplantae; Streptophyta; Magnoliopsida; Poales; Poaceae
Exons: 11
Coding region: 534-1820 (428 amino acids)
Biological process (GO): endoplasmic reticulum to cytosol auxin transport
Cellular component (GO): membrane
Source: RefSeq, a predicted model, not a curated record